Molecule: messenger RNA, 681 nt
Organism: Caenorhabditis briggsae
Lineage: Eukaryota; Metazoa; Nematoda; Chromadorea; Rhabditida; Rhabditidae
Exons: 3
Coding region: 1-681 (226 amino acids)
Molecular function (GO): N-acetyltransferase activity
Source: RefSeq, a predicted model, not a curated record
AUGCAGCAAAAAUUAAUUUUCCGUCAAGCCGAAAAAUCGGAUGCGCCGGCAAUUUUGGAAUAUUUAUUGGAGCAUUUUUUCCCAGAAGAGCCGUGUUCAAAGGCCCUAAAGCUGCACAUUUCUGAAAUCGAGCCAAUCUACGAGUCUCUUAUCGAUCGCUGCCUCGAUUUUCCAUUUUCUACAGUAGUCGUUACGGAUUCUGGAGACAUUGUUGCGUGUCUUCUGAAUUCUAUUUGGAGACGUGAAGAUGUGAGUUCUGAUGGAGCCGAUUAUGAAGCGGAAGAGGGAGCUACAGAGAAUAUGACCAAGUUUUUAAAAAUGCUGAACCAAUGUCAUGAAGAUUUCUGGUCCCUAUCUCCAUCAGACAUUCACGUCGUGCUUCAUCGUGAGAUUUCCAGCGUUUCCGAUGGCUUCAAAAGACGUGGAAUCGCUACAAAAAUGCUCACAGCUAACAUGGAAAAACGAAAAAUCGACGAUUUCUGUGUUGGCGGAGUGAUUUCUGAGACUUCAUCGCACGCCAAUCAAAUUCUCUUGGAGAAGAAUGGGUUCAAAUGUCUAAAGGAGAUACCGUACUCGAGCAUUUUGGAUUCUCAAGGAAAUCAAAUUCUGAAGACUGACGAUGGUGCACAAGGACUUCGUUUAAAUUUGAAGAGAAUCGAACAUUUCGAGUUAUUGGAUUAA